Molecule: messenger RNA, 3166 nt
Organism: Passer montanus (Eurasian tree sparrow)
Lineage: Eukaryota; Metazoa; Chordata; Aves; Passeriformes; Passeridae
Gene: TTYH2
Product: tweety family member 2
Exons: 14
Coding region: 6-1556 (516 amino acids)
Cellular component (GO): plasma membrane
Molecular function (GO): volume-sensitive chloride channel activity; intracellularly calcium-gated chloride channel activity
Source: RefSeq, a predicted model, not a curated record
CCGCCAUGGGGCCCGCCCGCGCCGCUUACCUGGCGCCCUGGUGGGCGGCCUGGCUGCACGGGCUCCCGCACCGCGGCCCGCGCCUGCAGCCCGUGCCCAGCACCUUCCGCCCGCAGGACCCCGACUACCAGCAGUCGCUGCUUGUCCUGGGCUUGCUGGCCGCCGUGUGCCUCGGCCUCAACCUCCUCUUCCUCAUCGUGUACCUGAUCUGCCUGUGCUGCUGCAAGAGGGACCAGGACCCCGAGAGCAAGCGGCCCCACUCGUGUUGUGUCACCUGGAUGGCCGUCACCGCGGGGCUCAUCUGCUGCGCGGCCGUCGGCGUCGGCUUCUACGGGAACAGCGAGACCAACGACGGGGUUUUCCAGCUGCUCUAUGCCCUGGACCACGCCAACCAGACCCUCACGGGCAUCGACUCCCUGGUUGCCAGCACCACGCUGCAGAUGCAGGGAGCGCUGGAGCAGCACCUGGCACGGCUGAACGAGCUGCUGGCCUCGCGGGGGGAUUACGUGCAGACCCUCAAGUUCACGCAGCAGCUGGCUGGCAGCAUUGCCCUGCAGCUCCAGGGGCUGCCGGCCUGGUGGGGCGUCAGCGCUGACCUCACCGAGCUGUCGGGACAGGUGGCCUAUGUCGAGUAUUACCGGUGGUUGGCCUACCUGCUCUUCUUCAUCCUCGUGCUCACCGUCUGCCUGCUGGCCUGCCUGGGGCUGGCCAAGCACUCCCGCUGCCUCCUGGUCAUGAUGCUGUGCUGUGGGCUGCUCAUGCUGGUCCUCAGCUGGGCCUCCAUGGCCGUGGACACGGCGGCCGCGGUGGGCACCAGCGACUUCUGCGUGGCCCCGGACAAGUUCAUCAUGAACCAGACGGACGAUGAGAUCAGCGCAGAGGUGGUUCAUUAUUACCUAUACUGUGACCAGAGCCUGAGCAGCCCCUUCCAGCAGGCUCUCACCGUGUUCCAGCGCUCGCUGACCACCAUGCAGAUCCAGAUCCAGGGGCUCAUCCAGUAUGCACUGCCCCUCUUCCCCACAGCUGAGAAAGACCUGCUGGGGGUGCAGCAGCUCCUCAACUCCUCGGAGACCAGCCUGCACCAGCUGACAGCCCUGCUGGACUGCCGGGGGCUGCACAAGGAUUACCUGGAUGGCCUCAUCGGGAUCUGCUACGACGGCGUGGAGGGGCUGCUCUACCUGGGGCUCUUCUCCCUGCUGGCGGCCGCCGCCUUCUCCACGGUGAUCUGCGCGGCCCCGCGCGCCUGGCAGCAGCUGGCCGGGCGGGAGCGGGACUACGACGACAUGGACGAGGAGGACCCGUUCAACCCGCAGGCGCGGCGCAUGGCCGCGCACCGCCCGCCGCGGGGGCAGCUGCGCAGCUUCUGCAGCUACAGCAGCAGCCUGGGCAGCCAGAGCAGCCUGCACCCCCCGGCACAGACCGUGUCCAACGCGCCCGUCUCCGAGUACAUGAACCAGGCCGUGCUCUUCGGAGGGAACCCCCGCUACGAGAACGUGCCCCUCAUCGGCAGGGGCUCUCCUCCCCCCACGCAGUGCAGCCCCUCCCAGCCAGGAUAAGGCUCCAGGAAUGCUGCUGUGGCAGGAAUACUGUCACUCUCCUCCAGGGAUGAUUUUUCCACCAGGUGGAAGCUUGGAUCCCAUCUCACAGAGCUGGCAGCUGGCGAGAGCCUCCUCCCGGGGGGGGACACGAGUGGGGGGAUUAAUUGGAUGCUUCUCCCAGCUCUGAAUAGUCUGAUUCACCCAGGAUUGAGAUCCCUGAGGAAACACUUUCUGAGUCCAGAAUAACAAACUCAGAAUAAUCUUCCUUAAUGCCUGCCCAGGAUGAUCCUCCCUGCUGGGAAAUCCUGGGGGGAUGUGAUCCUGGGGGGGCUGCAGGCUUGGCCUCCUGGCAUCCCACACACACACCCCUACAGGCAGCUUUGGGAUGAAUUUGGGAAGCUGGGAAGAUGGAGGAUGAACCUGGGGAGGGGCAGAGCGGGGCUGGAUGGGCUGGCAGGGUUUUGGCUUGGGGAGGGGGGGCCUUGUCUCCCGCAGCCUCAGCGGGGCUGAGAGCAGGGCCUGGCCCUUCCCGAUGAAUUUGGGAUUAAUCAGCGCGGGGCGGUUUGGGGUGCUGACCCCCGUGUGCCCCCCAGUACUCCCCGAGCAUGAGAGCCACGUACCUGGCGGUCACCGAUGAGCGCGCCCGGCACCGCGGCGACUUCCCGGCCUAGGAGGGGAUGGCGCGCGGGACACCAGAGAGCCUGGAGGGAGCCACGGCGGGGCCGGAGCCCCCCAGCACGCCCUGCCCCGGCAGCCCCACAUCCCGCUGCCUUACGGGCUCCCAGAGCGCGGAGGGGGCUCCGGAGCUCCUCCCGUCCCUGCGGAACGUUCCGGAACACAGUCUGGAACACAGGGCAGGGGCUCCCGUAGCAAUGCAGCACCAACCACUAGUGAUCCCAAGCCCUUCCCAGCCCUUCCCGGCUGCCCCGCGGCCGCAGCGUUCCCAGGAUGGGGAAUUAGGGAUGUUGUGGCCUUGCUGGUUUUCCUCCGCUUCGCCCCGGGGUUUGGGAGGUGCUGCCUCUGUUCAGAGAGGAGUCGCUGCAGUGGGGUUUGUAGUGGGAUUUGGGGUGGGUUUAGGCUUUUUUUGGCUCCCCAGGGCGGGUGUGGGCUGGGGCAGGCUCCCCUCCUCCUGCAGCCCUGGAGUGGUCACAAAUCCCCAGGAGAGGGACGGGAGCUGCAGGGGCAUCCCUGGGGAGUCACAGCAUGGACCUGCCACCCUGGAGGCCCAGCCAGCACUCCCAGGGCUCCAGGGUGAGGAGCUGGGGGAGCAGUUCGAGCUGAACGUGGCCCUUUGGGGCUGCCCUUUGGCACACGGAUCCCCAGGAAAGGCCCCUUCCCCCUGUCCCACCCACCCAGACCCCAAAAGGUGCGGACAGGGCAGUGGUGUGCCCCCCAGGGCCAGGACAUCCCCUUCUCCACAUUCCCUAUGACUAGCAUCCCUCCCCUUGGGGACGAUCCCGAGGGAUUUUUUUAUUUUCUUGGCUUUUAACGUUUCCAUGUAACAGAACUGGUAGAGGAGCUGUUGUAACCGCAUGUGAACUAACCAAAGGACUCCGACUGGGAGCUGGAGUCCGGCUGGAUUUGUUUGUGCCCUUUUGGGAGAAAAGAUAAUAAACACUUGGACUAAA